Solea solea (common sole) is the source of this 1285-nucleotide messenger RNA. RefSeq lists its product as uncharacterized. The record is from RefSeq and is a predicted model, not a curated record. NCBI's taxonomy places the organism in Eukaryota, Metazoa, Chordata, Actinopteri, Pleuronectiformes, Soleidae. The transcript has 9 exons. Bases 6 to 731 code for a protein of 241 amino acids.
CAGAUAUGAUGAUAAUUAACAUGCUUUCACUGAAUGACAACAUUCAUGCCGAGGUUUCUCUAUUAGCACAGUGCGUCUACUUGUGCAACAGAGAUAAGACAGGGUGGUGUCACAUUUCAACCUGCCCAGCAGCCAAUGGAGAACAGAGCUCCAACUUCCUGACUGAGUACACCUGCACUAACGUGCACACUCACUCUGGCAGUUUCCAUGAUAACAAGGAUCUUUGCGUGGGAGCAGCGACAUACCAACAGUGUGUAAAGACAAUUCUAAACAGCAGCUCAUUGAAAUUCACCCACAAAUCAUCUGUACUGGAAACGACAACCACGUUUUCACUCAGUGGAGGACGUUGUUCACUGGCAUGCGUGACACCAACUGAGCAUUUGAAGAUGAUGCGAUUGCUUUUUCUGUGUGUGCUGCUGCUGCUUCCAGCCGCUACUGCUGUAUCAGACGAGAGUGAAGGAUCAGGUGAUGACGAUACAGAUGAUGAGGAUUUGAGUAAGAUAAAUGACGUUCACAACAAACAUUCUCGUGGUUCUUCAACUGUAGAUAAAACCACAGGAGAAGAAAACACAGAUCAGCUCGUCCUGGUGAUCACCGUCGUAGCUGUGGCUGUUGUGGCUCUCUCGGUUGCAGCAAUAGUCGCCGUAAUGUUGGUAAGACGCCGCAUGCACAGUCGACAGCAAGGGGUCUACUCCGUCCCUACAGAGCAGGACCAUAAAGGGGGUGUCUAGUCUGCGGUGGAGCUGCUGUUCAACUGUAUAACAUGCAGGCAAGAGAGGAGCAACGCACUGGGCUAUGUCGUCUCCCACUCUUUGAGUCAGGACAGUGAGACUUCUUUGCACAACGGCCUGCUUCUCACCUUUCACUUCACUGCUCACUCCUAUCAAUACGUAUGCAACAUGUGUUUGUUUAUUUUCUGUUUUUGUUUUGUACUUCGUUUUUUGUUCCUGCCAUUUGUGCUCCACGUACACACAAUUUAGCCCAGGACAUUUGGAGCUCAUUCAAAUGUUCUAAUUGGAUUCUAUUUGAGGAAUCCAAAUCAAAGCCAGUGAAUAUGGCUUAAAGCUUCUUUUGUUAAAAGGGAUAAUUUAGCACAGCCAGAACUCCCCCCCACCCCCUUUUUUAACCACCUGAAACAAGACAUUAUUCCCACCAGCUAUGCAGUGAAACUGUGUUCGUAUUUGAUUUGGUGUUUUUUCUUUCUUUUUUUUUUGUGGAACAGAUGUGCCGUUGUGAAAUGGUGCUUUGAGUGAGACAAAUCAUGCUAAUCCACUAUAAGAAAACC